This is a messenger RNA of Penicillium macrosclerotiorum, 1083 nucleotides long. RefSeq names its product mitochondrial 54S ribosomal protein uL24m. The record is from RefSeq and is a predicted model, not a curated record. Gene Ontology annotation, biological process: translation. The transcript is spliced from 2 exons. Bases 1 to 1083 code for a protein of 360 amino acids. Gene Ontology annotation, cellular component: mitochondrion; ribosome. Lineage: Eukaryota; Fungi; Ascomycota; Eurotiomycetes; Eurotiales; Aspergillaceae. Gene Ontology annotation, molecular function: RNA binding; structural constituent of ribosome.
AUGCAGAAAAUUAUCCAGCGGACAGCUGCGGCCAGAAAACAGGCCCAGAAGAAGGCCUUCCGUGCCAAACAGAAGGAGAAUCUCGUCGAUCGGUUGGACACACUACGGACAAAGAAGGAGUACAACAAGGCACUGAGCGACAACCUCAAGGCCGCACGCCAUGCUCGCUGGGAAGACUGGAAAAAGGGCGACCUGGCCCCUAAACGCGAUUCCGGAUUGGAGGCGACCACCUUUGGUGCUCUUGACCCUGCGUUGAUGCACCCUCCUAAGCUUCCAGCACACCAACGCCGAUCGGCUAUUCUAUUUGCUCCGGGAGACCGAGUCUGUGUUAUUCGAGGCCGGGACCAGGGAAAAAUCAACGAGGUUGUGCAGGUCAAUGAGGAGAGCGAGACUGUCCUGAUCAAGGGUAUCAACCAGGCCGAGAUUACUGUCCCAGAAUGGGCGAAGGCCUCUAUGGGAAUCAAGACCGACGUUCUUGUCCAGAAUAUGCCUGUUCCGAUGGAUGACGUCCGACUCGUCGUUGCGCUUGAUGACUCCGUUGAAGGCACCAAAGACCACAUCGUACAGCACGCUUAUGCCGGCAGAACCUGCAUCGAGCGACCGUCCUACAGCAAACUCCCAAAAUAUAACCGUUACAUCUCUGGACUCAACAUUGAGAUCCCCUGGCCCACCGAGGAGGAGCCACACACCAAUGACAGCGAGGUGGACACAACGCGCAAGGAAGUCGAUGAGACAACCUGGGUGCCAUCUUUGGAUAACCCGCCUUUCCCCUCCACCAUCAUCGAUGAAUUGCGAAACAAAUUCUCCAGAUUCCGAACACGCCACGAUGAAGAAUACGUGAGAAAGAAGGUUGUAGAGGAAUACUACCAAGAAUACCUUUCAAGCCAGAACCUGUUCACACCCUCUGGAGAAUAUCGUCAGAUGAAGAUCGAGAAGAGCAUUGAGGCUAGGAAGGCUAAGCAGGAUGAGGACGGAAAUACGAUUAUGGCCUCGGAGACUACCAACUUCAUUGAACAGUUCAUGAGCCAGAAUGUGGCUCCGAAGUCGAAGAAAAAGGCGGCCAAAGCCAAGCAAGCUGCUUGA